Pomacea canaliculata is the source of this 2807-nucleotide messenger RNA. RefSeq names its product kelch-like protein 25. Gene Ontology annotation, molecular function: protein binding. Bases 140 to 2176 code for a protein of 678 amino acids. The transcript is spliced from 6 exons. The record is from RefSeq and is a predicted model, not a curated record. NCBI's taxonomy places the organism in Eukaryota, Metazoa, Mollusca, Gastropoda, Architaenioglossa, Ampullariidae.
GGGGUUUGAUGCGUCACUAUUGUAUGACGCAAUUUUGUUUUAUUUUUGACGUUGUUUGGGCACGGCUGGAGGAGGAAAGAAACAGUAAAGAGCGGUCCCCAAGGGGAAGAGUGAGGAUUAUUUCCAAAACAUCCAUACCAUGCCUUCUUCGAAUCUCACAGACAGGACCUUCGCAAAUGUCUGUCACGGUCUCGGACAGCAAGUGGACGAUGAAGAUUUUUGUGACGUCACUGUGGCGGUUGGGGGAAAAACAUUCUCGUGCCAUCGAGUGGUGCUGGCCUCUGUGUCCGAGUUCUUCAAGAUGUCACUGAAACCGUAUUGGCGAGAAGCUUCCAAAGGACAGGUUGACAUCACCCACGAAGACGUCUCUCCGGAGGCCUUUGGAUAUUUGAUGGAGAUCCUCUAUAAGGGCAGAGACAUGGUUGACAAUAACACCGCAAAGGACAUCCUCAAAAUGUCUCUCUACCUGCAGAUUAAAUAUUUAGAAGAGUACUGUGUCGAGUUUCUACAAGAAAACCUUCAGCCUGCUGUUUGUUUGGGAACUUGGCUAUUUGCUCAAAAAUACGAUCUGGACAAGCUGGCUAAAACAUCCCUCAAGAUGGCUGCUGAGGAAAUUUCAAUCGUGUCGACACAGGAUGAUAUGCUGACCUUACCCAAGUCUAUGCUUCUUAUUCUUCUGUCCCUACAACAGAAACUCGUCAUGGACGAUGUCUGUAAGACCAUCCUGCGCUGGGUUGAAGCGGAUCCCGAUACAAGAAAGAUUCAUCUGGACGAACUACUUCCUUUUAUUUGCUUUACUGAGCUCAGCUCAAAUUAUCUGUGCGAGACGGUCAUCUACCUCAACCAUCCUUUCAGGGAUGUCAUGCAUGAACAAAUUAACGAAGCUUUGACUUACAACAUUAAAGGUCAACAAAAAAACGAUGUAAUAGUCAGAAGAAGGAUUCUCGCACGGCAGCCUCGGCCUCUAAACACACCGAAAAUCAAGAACCGUCUUGUUAUGUUUGGAGGUUACACUGAGAGUGACAAAACGUUGAAGAACACAUACGUUUUUAACUUGAAAAACAGUUUUAUGAAGCCUUACAUUCUCGCCCCCAUGCCUGAAGAUACUGGACUGGACUUUGCCAGUUGCACGUGGUAUAACGAGGUUUAUGUCAGCGGUGGAUCCCAGUUGCCCACCUUCUUUGCUGUCUAUAAACCAGGUGACAACGAGUGGGAGGUGCUGCCCUCUCUACCAGACGAAGGUCGAGAACAACACGCCAUGGCUGCUAUCAGUUCUUCCAUUUAUGUUCUUGGUGGACGUCAGAAAAUGGCUGAUGGCGAGAAAAUGAUUUCGUCAAGUGUCCUAAGGUACAACACAAAGACCAAAGAAUGGAGCGUGUUCUGUCAGCUGACCCUAGGUGUUCGAGAGACCACUGCCGCUACCCUCGGUCACCGCAUCUACCUGUUUGGUGGGGUGGAUAGUCAUGGAGCCACCACAGACUUGGUGCAGUGCGUAGACACCCUGGGUGGCUGCACCUAUCAAGCUGGAAGACUUCCGACACCUACGUGCGGUGCGCGUGCACUGAGCAAUGGAGGACGUAUUUACGUCGUGAGACCUGAAGGGGAUGUCUUGUCUAUGUGGGAGAGCUUUCUCUUGGCUGAAAACAUAGAAAAACAUUUGUCUGACAGGAAGAAGAAGAAAGAAAGCAAUGAUCACUCGUCUGACAUGAUCAGUUCAACAGUCAGCUUUAGAGAGGUUGGCAAGUUCACUGGACGGCGUCACUUCAGCGCCUGUUUGAAUGGAGGGGAACUUAUUGUGUGUGGUGGCGAAACAGAUGAGCAACAACUGUUGGCAGAAUUUGAAUCAAUUUCACUGGAAGACGGAAAGACUUCAAAGAAAUCUUUGACUCUAGUUACAGGGGCAGCGAAGUUUGGUCUUCAUUUAAUAAACGUCCCGCUGGCGUUCUUAACAGGAACAGCCGUCACACAUCCAUUUCGGGUUGGGGACCAAGUGGUACUUUGCCCUCGCGAACAGCAAAGGCUGCAGAGACUAUAUCCACAUUAUCGUGCAUUUCAAAUGCAAAUUCCUUGUGGAACUGGCUACAUCACAGAAAUUAAUUCUGAGUCGGUCACAGUCGAUUUCCCAAACAUUUUUAACUGGAAGGGCUCAACAACUCAACUACAGCAUGCUCCAUGAUCAUCGCAAUUACUUCCUUCAUUCCUGCUGCUUUAUCUCCAAGUAUUCUGCUAAAAUCUGGUGCUUUACUUUCAUUGCUGCUAUUUCUACUCUUACUGAACAAAUAACGGAAAAGAUUUUACAAAAGAAAUUAAAGAAGCAUUUCAUUUAAGCAAGAAAAAUGUGUAUUCAAACCAUUUAUUUUGCACUUCGGUAUUACUUAAAAGACUAUAUCCAAAUGUUAUUCGCUUGUUGUUUAAAUCGCUCAUAUCUAAAGUGCCUUAAGUGCUGUUUACAAAUUAAAAUCUUACUCCAGUAAAAAUUAGCGAUUGUACAUUUGGUAAACCUGAAUUGUGAACACUGUGUUGUACUCCUAUUGUAAACUUAGUAGAUAUUGCUUCAUUGAGUGUAUGAGUAAAAAAGAAAAAAAAGGGUAAACAAAUCCUAAACUAAGAUCAGGCAGAUGGAUAUUACUUAUCUUUGAAAGUUUGGUGUUUUAUGCUUAAAAAGUAAAAUAAACUGAUGUUGUUAAUAAAAAAUGCAAACAGAUCACCACUAAUGGAAAUAAAAGUAUUAAUUUUCCGAUCAUUAAUUAGUGAUUACUUCAUUUUCUACACAGUCUCCUGCAAUGCCAGACAUCGCUGUGUGGCGU